ACACUUGCUUUCUGUCUCUCAUAUACGUUCGACCUUUACGAGGCCUCUCGCUAGUAUCCGACAACCAUUUAAAACCUGAAGUCAUGUUUGGAACACUCAUACACCUGGGGAUCGACGCCCUCAUCGUCAGCGCCUUCCUUGCAGGGGUAAAGCGUAACACUGGCUUGACACCUGCUUUGGCGCAAGUUCCGAACAAAGAUAUCCGUCAAAUCCUGCGCACUUACUUGGAAUUCGGGGAAUAUCUCUUCGACUUCGCUGUGGUCGUAUUUGGACGCUCCACAUCGUUCGAGCGAAGGCACUGAUGUUCUGAUCCUGGAUUUUGUAGUUGUUGCAUGUAUAUUAUCGCCUUUGCCUCUCGUUUUAGUUCUUCUUGUACUGGGGUUACUCGCAAUCG
Molecule: messenger RNA, 394 nt
Organism: Heterobasidion irregulare TC 32-1
Lineage: Eukaryota; Fungi; Basidiomycota; Agaricomycetes; Russulales; Bondarzewiaceae
Exons: 6
Coding region: 84-302 (72 amino acids)
Cellular component (GO): cytoplasm
Source: RefSeq, a predicted model, not a curated record